AUGGCAAAUGCCCUCUCGGAUCUGACUUCUACCCUGAUCUCCGCUCUAUCGAAUCUCCCAUCUCCAGAAAAGAUCCAAGAUGUCGACCGCAUGCAGCUCCUGGGGGUCAUCGGCCAAUUGCAAUCAGCGCUAGAGCCUCCCCAACUGCCUAUCCAGCGAUUCUGCUUCUCGCACUACGGCAUCGUCGUCAUCCGGAUAGCUCAGGGCAUGGGGAUCUUUGAUGCGUUCGUUGAAUCUCAAGGCAAAGAUAUGUCACUGAAAGAGUUAUCCUCCAACGUCAAAGGGGACGAGACGCUUCUGAGACGUAUCAUGCGUUUUCUGUCUGCUCACCAUAUUUUCGAACAAACCACGAGGGAUUCAUAUAAGCCUCUGCCCUUGGCAAUGGUAUUUGGCAACGAGUCGGUGCCCGGUGACAUGAUCAAGCACUUCCACACCGGCAUGCAAGUAACUGCGAAGCUCUUUGAUUACUUUGAACUGAAUGGCUACAAGAACCCUGAAGACGCAUAUAACGCUCCCUUUCAGCUCGCCUACAACACCAAAAGCCAUUACUUUGAAUGGAUGAGUCAAAAUCCAAAAAUACAAGAGGUUUUCAAUUCAGUAAUGACACAGAGCCAACAUUAUCGCGGUGCAGACUGGUUCAAAAUUUAUCCUGUACAGCAAAAGCUGCAGGUUUCACCGGACCAGGUCUUGCUGGUCGAUAUAGGUGGCGGCGUGGGCCACGAUAUCAUGGCGUUUAAAAAGCAUUUUCCAGACCUCCCGGGCAAGCUCGUCCUGCAGGAUCUCCCUCAGGUGAUCGACACCAUCAAGGAGCCUCUGCCCGAAGGGAUUACGGCUAUCGGCUACAACAUGUUUGAGCCACAACCUAUCAGCGGUGCUAGAGCGUACUAUAUGAGAACGGUCUUGCAUGAUUAUCCGGAUGAGCAAGCUCUGGAAUUCCUUGCACGUAUCCAAGAUGCCAUGACAGAGGACUCUGUUUUGUUCGUUCAUGAGCAUACAAUGUCCGAUGACCUCGAUGUCCCUCCAAUGGCCGCGACACUCGAUAUACACAUGAUGGAAUUAUUCUCCUCCCUAGAGCGAACCGAAAAGGAAUGGGUGGCUCUUUUGAAAAAGGCUGGAUUCAAGGUGAUACAAGUCUGGAAUGAGGAUUCUGUUGGACAGUCUACUGCUCUGUUUGAGGCUGCUCUGCCCUGA
Messenger RNA from Penicillium atrosanguineum, 1191 nucleotides. RefSeq lists its product as uncharacterized. Gene Ontology annotation, molecular function: O-methyltransferase activity. The transcript is spliced from 4 exons. The coding region runs from base 1 to 1191 and encodes 396 amino acids. The record is from RefSeq and is a predicted model, not a curated record. Lineage: Eukaryota; Fungi; Ascomycota; Eurotiomycetes; Eurotiales; Aspergillaceae.